Pistacia vera is the source of this 1122-nucleotide messenger RNA. RefSeq names its product disease resistance protein RPP13-like. Gene Ontology annotation, molecular function: ADP binding. Bases 1 to 1122 code for a protein of 373 amino acids. The record is from RefSeq and is a predicted model, not a curated record. NCBI's taxonomy places the organism in Eukaryota, Viridiplantae, Streptophyta, Magnoliopsida, Sapindales, Anacardiaceae. The transcript has a single exon.
AUGGUUGAUGCGGUGAUCUCAUUUGUGGUGAACAAGAUUGGGGAUUAUCUUAUCCAAGAACCUGUGCACUUCCAAGGAGUGAGGAAAGAAGUGGAGUCGCUAAAGAAUGAAUUGGAAUGGAUGCAAUGUUUCCUCAAGGAUGCAGAAAGAAAACAAGUUUAUGAUGUUAUUAUAAGGAAGUGGGUAUCAGAUAUUAGAGACGUCGCUUAUGAUAUUGAGGAUGUCUUGGAUACAUUUAUGCUCAAAAGGAGGAGAAUUUCUGUUUACAUCAAGAAGUUCAGUAUCUUCAACAAAGGAGAAAAGGCUGUCAAUCAGCACAACAUAGGCAAGAAGAUCCAAGAGAUCAGACAGAAACUUGGUGAUAUUUCUCGGAAACGUGAACAGUACCGCCUUGAGGAUUUUGGUAACAAGGGUGAAGGAAAGGUAGAUGCUUUUUACAGAUUGAAGGAACUGAGAAGAGCCACCUCCUUUGUAGUAGAUGACCAUGUUGUUGGCUUUGAGGAUGAUGCUGAGAAAUUGUUGGCUAAACUUCUUGGCGGGGGGCCGCGGAGAGGUGUGAUUUCUAUUUUUGGUAUGGGUGGUUUAGGUAAAACAACUCUUGCUAAAAAGCUUUACCACAACUAUGAUGCCAAGAAUAAGUUUCAACAUCGAGCUUGGGUUUCAGUCUCUCAAGAUUACAAAACUCAAGAUAUUCUUCGAAGGAUUAUAAAAUUUUCCCACAUCAUGCUUGAAAGGGAGGAUGAAGAAUCUUCAAGAAGUAAGAAGAUGAGUGCAGAAGAGUUGGAGCAAGAGCAACGGCAGAUCAAAGAACGUCAAUAUAAGGAGUUGGAGAAGAUGAGUCAAGAAGAUUUGGAGCGGAAUCUUCGAAACUCUUUGAUUGGACGCUCAUACUUGCUAGUGAUCGAUGAUGUAUGGCAUAAAGAAGCUUGGGAGAGCUUGAAAAGAGCGUUUCCUGAUAACAAUAAUGGUAGUAGAGUCAUUAUUACCACCCGUAUCAGAGAAGUUGCUGAACGUUCGGACGAAAAAGUUCAUGUCCAUGAGCUUCGAUUUCUAAACCCAAGUGAAAGUUGGAAGCUUUUUUGUGAUAAAGCCUUUCAAAACUCAAAUGCGGAUAAGGAUUAA